This is a messenger RNA of Brettanomyces nanus, 1728 nucleotides long. RefSeq lists its product as uncharacterized. The record is from RefSeq and is a predicted model, not a curated record. The coding region runs from base 1 to 1728 and encodes 575 amino acids. The transcript has a single exon. Lineage: Eukaryota; Fungi; Ascomycota; Pichiomycetes; Pichiales; Pichiaceae.
AUGUCGAAUACGGAAAAGUUUAACGAUGAUGAGGUGUCGAUUGAUAUAAACAUGGGGGAAAUCGACAGCAGAUUGGUAUACACUAACGAUUAUAGUAAUAGGUACAAAAAGCUACCGAGAGCCACGUUAGAACAAAAGAUAACAGUUUUGGAUUGGCAUCACAAAUCUGAACGUAAAUGUCAGCAAUAUACAGUAGGACAUUUUCAGAAGCUUAACCUUUUUAGUGUGACAAAGUCGACAAUGAAUAGAUGGGUGCUUAACGAGGAUGAACUUCGCAAACAGUAUGAAAAUUUGACAUUGAAUAAUGUCAAGUCUUAUAAGACUCGUCCUAAGUUCAAAGAACCAUUGGUGAAUCGAUGCCUUGAAAUUUUGUAUGAGCAAAGGUGUUUAGAGAAUUCACCACUGAGCGAGAAGCAACUUAUUGCGAAAUGGGAAGAUUUUUAUGGGCUGAUCCACGGUAAUCUGGAUGAUUCGGUUGCACGUCGAUCCAAUGGAUGGGUUCAUCAUUUUAAGAAGAGAAACGAGGUGAAAAGAGACAUUAUCAGACGGUAUUACAAGGAAAUUGGCGGAUCGAGAGAAUCAAAUUCGAUGGAAACCGAAAGACUUCGACUACGGACGAAGUUGAGCCAUUAUGAACCUGAAGACAUUUUUGAACUCGACGAAGUGUCCUUUGACUGUGUGGCUGAAUGUUUAAAGCAGAGAGAAGCAAGCAGAAAUGGCAAGAAAGUAAUUGUUGCAAUACUGCUUAAUAGCACUGGAACUGAGGCACCCGUUCCAUUGGUUGCAUCGACAGAUGGAGAGGCCAAAUAUAGUUCGUGUCAGCACGGCGUAUUGACAUCUGAACUACUCUAUAAAUAUCUUCAGGAUAUUGAUAGUGAAAUCACUCCGGGUAGACGGAUAGCAGUAUUGUUGAAUGGAUUUCGAGCACAUAUGAUACCGAGAGAUAGCUUUGAUCAUAUAGAUUUGGUUUAUUACUCCAGAAUUAGCAGGGACAUUCAACCAAUGAAUAUGGGAAUAAUGAGGAGCUAUAAAUUGUUGGUGAAGAGUAUCUAUUUUCAGAAAGUCCGACAGCGCCUAAUAAUAGGUGGGAAGGAAGGAUAUCUCAAAGAUUCAUUGGUGAUAGAUGGAAAAGAAUUGAUGAACGAUGCUAUGAGAUCAUAUAGACAAAUGCAGAAGCAGAAGGAAUCACAGAUAUUUAUUAGAGGCUGCUUUGAAAAAUCGGGAUUGAUAGGAAAUUUCGAAGAAGGAAUGGAGAAACAGUUUACUACGUGGAAGAGAGAGGAUUUUAAAAGAGAAGAGCAGCUCAAAUUGAUCUUUACUAUGCUUGACAGAAAGAGACUUUUAGCUGAGAGCUUUACGGAGAAUUCAGUAAGACAUCUGAAUAAUGGAGAGGUGGAAAUAGACAUUAAUAAAGUGAUUUUCCCGAAGAGCGAACAAGUCGAAAACAUUGAUUUAUCAGACAUUGAUAUAGUGAGAUUAGCAAAGUUGGAAAUUGAGAUUCAAAGUAGUUCAAAUAUGGUUAAAGAUGAAGUGAGAAGGCAGAAUGAGGAUUCCAAGGCUAACUUUGAUGCGAUGGAAUCUGUUCAGGAGUAUCUCUCGAAAAAUGAAGGGACAGAAAGACUUAUGGAGUUGGCACAACAGUAUUAUAAAAACGUUAGAAAGAAGGAAAAGCAGAAUGGAGAUGAUCCAGUAGAGAAAAGAAGAUCCAAAAGAACCAAGAUAUCAUAA